AAAUUUUCAAUUUUUCGUUCUCUUAAACCGGUUUAAACCUGAUCUCUCUCUCUCCGGAACAGUCCCCCUCGUCGUCUCCAUCUCUCCUGAAACAUCAUGAACCCUUACUGAUGGCGUCUCUCCUCCGCAUCCUAACAUCCGAACCUCUCGCUCACAACGUGAACCAACUCCGAUUCAUCUCAACCGCUUCAUCCCUCCUCACCUCACUCACCACCAAUCAUAAGAAGAGCCGGCACGUUCUCUCCCUCCUCAGAACCGAGAACAACCCAGAUCGAAUCCUCGAAAUCUGCAGAUCCGCUUCCCUCUCCCCUCACCACAACCACCACCUCCACCGCGUCGCCUUCUCCCUCGCGGUCGCCACACUAUCCAGCCAGAAACACCUCUCCGCCGUGUCCCACCUCCUCGACGGGUUCAUCAACAGCCAACCUCAUCCCAGAUCCGAGAGCUCCGCCGUCCGCGCGAUCAUCCUCUACGGCCGAGCGAACAUGCUCGAUCGGUCUCUACAGACAUUCCACAACCUCGAGAGGUACGAGAUCCAGAGAACGGUGAAGUCGUUGAACGCUCUGUUACUCGCUUGCUUGACGGCGAGAGAUUACGAGGAAGCGAAACGAGUCUACUCCGAAACGCCGAGGAAGUACGGCAUCGAGCCUGAUCUCGAGACUUACAACCGAAUCGUCAAAGCGUUAUGCGAAUCGAACUCGACGAGCUCGAGUUACUCAAUCGUCGCGGAGAUGGAGAGGAGGCGAGUGAAGCCGAGAGCUUCCACCUUCGGGUUGAUGAUCGCUGGGUUUUAUAAGGAAGGGAAGUACGACGAGGUGAGGAGAGUGUUGAGGUUGAUGAGAGAGUUUGGAGUUCACGUGGGUAUCGCGACGUACAAUAUUAUGGUUCGGUGUUUGUGCGAGGGGAAGAGAAGUAGAGAAGCUAAAGCGUUGCUCUGUGGAGUUGUGUCGAGUAGGAUGAGACCGAACUCGGAGACGUAUUCGAUUUUGAUUCGUGGGUUUUGCGGUGAGGGGGAUUUGGAUGAGGCGAUGGGUGUGUUUGAGGUUAUGGUGAAGAGCGGGUGCAAGCCGGGUAGUGAGUGUUACUUUGGUUUGAUACGUUGUUUGUGUGAAAGAGGAGAGUUUGAGACGGCUUUGGUGCUUUGUAAGGAGAGUAUGGAGAAGAAUUGGGUUCCGAGUUUCAGUGUCAUGAGGUGGCUUGUUCAUGGACUGGUUGGUUGUGACAAGGUUGAUGAAGCUAGAGAGGUGAUUGCGCUUGUGAAAGAGAAGUUUUCUAGAAAUGUUGACUUGUGGAACGAAGUUGAAGCCGAGUUGCCUUAGUGAACAUGUAACAAUUUUUGUGUGUUGUAUCUAAUUGUCAUGUUACAUGUUUCGAUACCCCCUGAACAAUGGAGUUACACUUGAACCAAAUGUAUAUAACUUUAAGGAGAAAAAAUAACAUAAUUUCAAGUUGAAUCA
Raphanus sativus (radish) is the source of this 1457-nucleotide messenger RNA. Its product is annotated as pentatricopeptide repeat-containing protein At1g11630, mitochondrial-like. Bases 111 to 1319 code for a protein of 402 amino acids. Gene Ontology annotation, molecular function: protein binding. The record is from RefSeq and is a predicted model, not a curated record. NCBI's taxonomy places the organism in Eukaryota, Viridiplantae, Streptophyta, Magnoliopsida, Brassicales, Brassicaceae. The transcript has a single exon.